Messenger RNA from Herpailurus yagouaroundi (jaguarundi), 966 nucleotides. It is a transcript of the gene ATP5MC2, whose product is annotated as ATP synthase membrane subunit c locus 2. The record is from RefSeq and is a predicted model, not a curated record. Lineage: Eukaryota; Metazoa; Chordata; Mammalia; Carnivora; Felidae. Gene Ontology annotation, biological process: proton motive force-driven ATP synthesis; proton transmembrane transport. The transcript has 7 exons. Bases 16 to 816 code for a protein of 266 amino acids. Gene Ontology annotation, molecular function: proton transmembrane transporter activity.
UGAAAGGAAUUCAGGAUGGGCGGGGGGGCGGGGGGUGUCUGGGGACUUCAGGGGAGAUCCUGGCCGGCCCCGCUUCCCUCCCUGCUCGCAGCAUCUGACACCGUGCCUGGCACCAAUUGGUACUUGAAGAACGACUCGUUGGUUCAGGCCGCGCCUGCGCCGAGCCUUCCUUUCGCUCUUCCCGCCCUCCCCCCGCCCCUCUCUGUCUUCUGUGAACUGGGAGCAGAGGCAGCAGGCCCAAGAGAGUCGUGUGGGGCAGCCUGGGAUGGUCUUCACCGGCCAGCUUUCCUGUCAAGGGUCUACCAAGAGUCCCCUGGCCCUGCUCUCAAGAGGAAAAGAAGGUUUAAGGAAGGGAAUGGCUCUCCUGCCACAGCCCCUCAUCCCCUGAAAAUGUAUACCUGUGCAAAGUUCGUCUCCUCCCCCUUCUUGGUCAGGAGCACCUCUCAGCUGUUGAGCCGAUCACUGUCUGCAGUGGCACUAAAACCACCAGAGACACUGACAGAUGAGAGCCUCAGCAGCUGGGCAGCCCCACGUCCCCUGACCUCACUUAUUCCUAGCCGCGGUUUCCAAACCAGCACUGCUUCAAGGGACAUCGACACAGCAGCCAAGUUCAUUGGGGCUGGGGCUGCCACAGUUGGGGUGGCUGGUUCUGGGGCUGGAAUCGGGACUGUGUUUGGGAGCCUCAUCAUUGGUUAUGCCAGGAACCCCUCUCUGAAGCAGCAGCUCUUCUCCUACGCCAUUCUGGGCUUUGCCCUCUCGGAGGCCAUGGGGCUAUUUUGCCUGAUGGUGGCCUUUCUCAUCCUCUUCGCCAUGUGAAGGAGCCGUCUCCACCUCCCAUAGGUCUUUUUCCCGUGUCACGUCUGCCCUGUAUGUUCCUUUUCCUGUACCUCCCCAGGCAGCCUGGGGAAAGUGGUUGGCUCAGGGUUUGACAGAGGGAAGACAAAUAAAUACUGUAUUAAUAAGAUC